CUGUGACUAUAUAAAGGCAACCUGGAGGAGGGACUGCACAUUUCCAGCGCAUGCAGCAGCCGCGGAGGAAUUGGCCGGCUCUCCAGCCCAAGCAAACCUCUGCUCACCAUGCUUCCUCCUGCCAUUCAUUUGUCCCUCAUUCCCCUCGCGUGCAUCCUCAUGAAAAGCUGCUUGGCUUUUAAAAAUGAUGCCACCGAAAUCCUAUAUCCACAUGUGGUGAAGCCUGUCCCAGCACACCCCAACAGCAGCAGCACGCUGAAUCAAGCCAGGAACGGAGGCAGGCAUCUUAGUCACACUGGACUGGAUCGAAACACUCGGGUUCAAGUGGGCUGCCGGGAGCUGCGGUCCACCAAGUACAUCUCCGACGGCCAGUGCACCAGCAUCAACCCGCUGAAGGAGCUCGUGUGUGCCGGCGAGUGCUUACCGCUGCCCGUGCUCCCCAACUGGAUCGGGGGAGGCUACGGCACCAAGUUUUGGAGCAGGAGGAGCGCGCAGGAGUGGCGCUGCGUCAACGACAAGACGCGCACGCAGAGGAUCCAGCUGCAGUGUCAGGACGGCAGCACGCGCACCUACAAAGUCACCGUGGUCACCGCCUGCAAGUGCAAGCGGUACACCCGGCAGCACAACGAGUCCAGCCACAACUUCGAGAGCGUGUCGCCGGCCAAGCCCGCCCCGCACCCCAGGGAGCGGAAACGAGCCAGCAAGGCCGGCAAGCACAGCCUGAGUUAGGGCGCCUGCUCUGGGACCGGGACUGACCGGGGGUCACCGACCCUCUGCUUUGCAGACUGGGUUUGCUUCGCGAGAGACUGGAGCCUGGCAUUGCUGUGUCUCACUUGAAAGUUGACACUUUCUGCUUUGAUCGCACCCAGUGAGCUGCC
Lepus europaeus (European hare) is the source of this 878-nucleotide messenger RNA. It is a transcript of the gene SOSTDC1, whose product is annotated as sclerostin domain containing 1. The transcript is spliced from 2 exons. The record is from RefSeq and is a predicted model, not a curated record. Gene Ontology annotation, molecular function: BMP binding. Gene Ontology annotation, biological process: negative regulation of Wnt signaling pathway; negative regulation of BMP signaling pathway. Bases 109 to 729 code for a protein of 206 amino acids. NCBI's taxonomy places the organism in Eukaryota, Metazoa, Chordata, Mammalia, Lagomorpha, Leporidae.